This is a messenger RNA of Schistosoma haematobium, 10200 nucleotides long. Its product is annotated as 60S ribosomal protein L7. The record is from RefSeq and is a predicted model, not a curated record. The coding region runs from base 385 to 1212 and encodes 275 amino acids. The transcript is spliced from 3 exons. NCBI's taxonomy places the organism in Eukaryota, Metazoa, Platyhelminthes, Trematoda, Strigeidida, Schistosomatidae. Gene Ontology annotation, biological process: maturation of LSU-rRNA from tricistronic rRNA transcript (SSU-rRNA, 5.8S rRNA, LSU-rRNA). Gene Ontology annotation, cellular component: cytosolic large ribosomal subunit. Gene Ontology annotation, molecular function: structural constituent of ribosome; RNA binding.
GUUUAGUUGAGAAGGGUUUCCCAUGGUGUUAGUGACCAAUAAUGGUUCUCAUUUUGCUGAGGAUGCUGUCACUACCUGGUUGAAUGGUAUAGGGUGCGAACAUAUGUUUACUGCUCACAGGACCCCUUGUUCUGGUGGUCGGGCAGGAAAUUUUGCCAGCACAUUGAAAGCCGCUAUUCGUUCUAUUGCUGCUUCGACAUUUAAUGAACUGGAGAGGGGAGGAGAUGCAUUUCUACUGCAGUAUAGAAAUGCUAAACAUUCUGUCCUUUGCUCUUUUUAGUGUUUAUCAAUAAUAUUUGUGAAAGUUUUUGUGUCCGUAAGCCCCUUCUAUAUGCAGAUGAUCUUAAAGUAGUAUAUUCAUUUUCUCCACAUGACCUGAAAAAUAUGCAAAAUUGCAUCAGCAUGGAGCUUAACAAGGUGGCACAGUGGUGCUUAAAAUGGCAACUGGAGCUUAAUACGGCUAAAUGUGGAUGGAUAUGCUUCGGCAAUACAUCACUCAACCUAGACAUUAUCAUAAAUGGUGAAGUGUUAUCUAGGUUACAUACAGUAGUAGACCUAGGACUUAGAUAUUCCCAAGACUUGUCGUUUACAGAGCAUAUAUUAAAACAGACCUCUAAGACUCAACGUCUAAUAGGUUACAUAACUCGAAAUCUUUACAACAUUGAGUCACGUAUUCUAAUGUACAAAGUUUGUGCUCGACCUCUUCUAGAAUAUUGCACGUUUAUUCUUAGCAGUGCGUUCAUAAAGGAUAAAUUAAGGCUGGAAUCAGUACAGAGACGAUUUACACUUCGUAUUCUUGGAGCUGAUUGUACCUUAACUUAUAAUUCCAGAUGUAAUAAACUUGGGCUAGACCCUUUAUGGAGGAGGAGACUCAAACUAAGUCUUAUCUUUUUCUUCAAACUACUUCAUAAACUAUCGUCUACAUACGAUCACGCGAUUCAAUAUGCAGAAACCUCUCAUUAUUACAUCCGUAAUUCAUUGGCACUAGUGAAACAAACUCAUUGUAAAUCAUCUCUUUAUAUGAAUUACUUCACCUGUAAAUUUUCUAGACUCUGGAAUAACCUUCCACAAUCUAUCCGCACGAUAAAAUCACUCCCAUUAUUUGCUCGCUGCAUCGAUGCGUACUGUUCUUCUGAAAAUGCAUUGAAUGGUCUAGCGCCUUUAAGUGUAUCUCAUUCCACAAGUGAUAUUUUAGGAACCUUAAAUGUUUAGCCAUCUUUAUUAGUGAAUUCCCUUAGUAAAACCACCCACUUGCUGUCAAUAUGUCAACACCGCCCCUAGCAACUUUAACUAAUUUGAAUAACACAAACAGUAUAUCACUGUGUCACAUGGCACACGCAUUUAGGUAGACCUGAUUGAUAUAUUUUGCUCUGUUGUUCCGUGCUCUCUGUUUUCGUUUUAAUUUCUCUAGUUGUAGAUAAUUAUCAUUAUUUCGAUCUGGCACACGAAUUGACCUUAAUUACACCGUUCAUAAAUCAACAGGCUGUCCAUUUAAGAAAUAUUGAAAAUUCUAGGCUGAUGCAUUGGAUCGCUGUAAUACAUGUACUACCGAAACAAUUACUGAACCAGUAUACUUAAAACUAUCUUCUAUCACACGUUUGUUCUCUAAAUUUAAUGUUACUAUUUAUAUCAAAUUGAUCAUGCCUGUAAACUGGCGUGAAUUCUGUAAUUAUUAUUUUUCAGAAUAUAAAUUAUUAUAAAAGAGACUCCAUGAAAGCUAUUAAAAGGAAGAAUUCUUCGUUCGAAUAUGAGGCUUUUGGAGUCUGUGGAAGUUACAUAUUAUCGUGGAAAUGAUCUUCGAUCAACCACGGGGAUUGUGGUGAAGAAUGCCGAGAAAUCUAUGGCGCGAAUUCUAGAUAUCAAUGAGUUAAGUACACACAACCGACAUGUUGGUCAAAUACAAUUCGAGGAACCAAGUGAGUCUGUUCCAAUUUUGGUUGUUAGUUCUAAAACUAAUGAGCACAUUCUAGAUAAUACAGAGUCAUUAUCUAAUACACUGUCGGACAGACACAAGAUGAACUUAAGGAGGGGACGAACAAUCGAUCACAGACACUUAGACUACAAUUUAUGCUGUAACGGAUGUGGUAUUUGUAUGAAACUACGAUUGCUUUGUACUUGAUGACUGUUUGCUUUCGAAUUCCAAAUACAAUAUGUACGUUAGUGCUCAUCUUAUAUUUCUUGACUAAAUCGCGUUAUUUGUGGGAUUCUCAGUUCGUUUGUACUAUAAUUCAAAUACCCCUAAUUAUCAUACAAUCGGAAUCAGUUCUUGAUUCUCCUAGCAAUCAAAUUUUCCGCUUCCACUACUUAGCUUUAAUUAUUGUGCGAUUUGGUCGGUGAAGCGAUACAUCAUUUUCGGCAUUUAACAGGAAAACACAACUGGUAAAAAUCGACACUCACGCAUGUAAUGAGGUAGUUGCGAUGAAUUUUCUACAGUGAUGAUCAUGAUAGUGCAUGAGAACGCUCAAGUAUCUUCACACCGACCAUCUGUGUUUAGUUUCUAAUAAUGCUUUAGAUAAAACCAAACCCUAAUGAAUGCCACAUAUGAGUUCAUUUUCGAAUUUCUGAAAUAAGAAUGUAUAUAUUGCUCACUAACCAUUUUUAAGUGAAUUUGUCUCUGCUUAUGGUGUUUGGCCCUUAAUUUUCACCGGUUAGAUAGGUUUACACUUUGUAUUUUCUAGUAUUUAUGUCAUUAUUAAUGAGAUUAGUAUAGUUGGAUUGUGGCAAGCAAUGGGAUCUAGAAGGCAUGUGUCUCAUACUUGAGAUUAGUUAGUCAUUUAUGCCUCCACAAUCGUAUGGGUGUUUACGAUGAGACUGGAAAUCAGUUAUCUAUCAAUUGAAAUAUAAUCACAUUAACAACUACGCGUUUGAGUUAUGAUAAUCACUAAGUUUUCCAGUGAGUAUGGUGUUUGUCCUUUAGCGUCAUCGAUCAUCCCACUAUUUUUAUGAUGGAUGCAGUCGGUCAACUAUCGCCAUCAGAUAAAGACUUGCUUAUGUAAUGACAACGGUGAUCAAUCUGACUUCUACGUUUCAGUCAAACAAGCCGUAAUGUUGCCUGACACUUAAAACACCACUUGAGUUUCCCUAUAAGUCAAUUAGUUGUACCGUAAUUCUCGUUAACGUCAUUUGCCUCUCCAACCUUACAAGCUCUGAAGUCAGUUGUUCGUCCACUGCUAUUUACCUAAAUCUUAAGUCUUUCCAAAACACCAUUGUCUUCUGUGUUUUAGAUUGUAAUAGUCUUGGUAGUUUAAGUAGUUAUAUCAGAUUCGACAGAAUAACUAUCGACUUGUUUUUCAAAGUUAUUGCAUACUGACUCAUCCGGUUUGUUGCCAUCACCAUAGACAGUUGUGACCUUUCUUGUGGUUAGUUCAUUGUUUUAUUACCGUGGUGUCAUUCAGUGAUGUAUAGCUUGUUUUACUUCUGUAUUGAAAGCAUUAUAAGACGGUGUGUGAUCAGUACAUUUUCAGUUGAAAACGGAAUUUCACCUUAUCUAAUUAAUCGUCACUACUUGUGAUAUUUUGAUGUCUGCAAAAGUAAUAAUCGUUGGCUCUGUAAAUAGAUUUGCUACUUACACUAACUCCACAUUUCUUGUUCGUAUUUAGAAAGAAAACUGAUGCUCAGUCAGCUACUCCCAAGAGACCUAAGAAGCCAGAAGGUCUCCGCUUGAAGGAAAAGAUUAGACGACGGAAAUUGAUUACAGUGGCUCGCAAAAAGGUGGUACGUCGACAAACUUUUAUGCGGUUAAAACGUCUCAUAAAGCAGCGAGCGGAGAAAUACAUGCAUGAGUACCGCAGAAUGGCAAAGCGGGAAAUCACGUUGCAGCGUAAUGCUAAAAAAACGGGAGACUUUUAUGUCCCAGCUGAACCAAAACUCGCAUUUGUCGUGCGAAUCCGGGGUACUAACGGUGUCCACCCACGCCCAAGAAAGACCAUGCAGCUGUUUCGCCUUCGGCAAAUCAACAACGGGAUGUUUGUGCGAUUAAAUAAGGCAACUCUUAACAUGCUUCGAAUAAUUGAUCCAUACGUCGCUUGGGGUUACCCUAGUCUUAAAAUUAUUCGUCAACUCAUUUAUAAACGCGGAUUUUGUAAGUACCAUGGUACACGGCUCCCUUUAACAAAUGAGCUAAUUGAACACAAACUUGGACAUCUUGGUUUAAUAUGCGUUGAGGACCUUGUACAUGAAAUAUAUACAGUUGGACCAAACUUCAAACAUGCUGUUGCUCUUCUAUGGACAUUCAAGUUGAACAAUCCUAGUGGUGGUUUUCGCAAGAAAGGAAAGCACUUUGUCGAAGGUGGUGAUUUUGGCAACCGAGAAACCUACAUAAAUCGAUUACUUAAAGCUAUGAUUUAAAUAAAUAAGUUGCGCUUGGUAAUUUUCAAGAUCUUUUUCUCUUUCAACUCUUUAUCAAUACCGCUUAGGCUCCUUUUACACUACUUGAAAACCAUUAAUAUUAACCUGUCAAAUAUUGCUAGCAACAUUUUCUAGAGCCUCAGUUAUAACGGAAAGUCCAGCACAAAUAUGGGUCAGCCCGAGUUACUAUAUCGCAUCGCAACGUCAAGAUGAAAUCAGCAAGGUAUAAGAAGAACCGAGAUAAUAGUAUUGAAGAUGAUACAACGUAACACCUACGAUCAAAGCGUGCAACUUUAAAUUACUAUUAUGAAAUGCCACAAUAAUACAGUAAUACGGAGGUCUAUUUUGCAGUUCAUUCUCUGUUCAGUUAAUAGAUAUCUUAAUCCAUAGGUAGAUUUUUAAAAUUAGUGCAUAGAAUCUCUUAGAUACCGUCCCAACAUGGUUUCUGGGGUCGUCGAUGCAAUCGACUACGUCACUACUUGUCAUUAGUCUGACGGUUGGCGCGUAUCAACCUUAAGGUACAAGUUUACGUUCAGAAGGCAGAAAAUACCUUCAACAUUUUAUUUACUUCGAAGAAGUGGCUUAUAUUAGGUCUCGAAACGUCAGAGAUACAAUUUUUCUACUUGGGAUAUAAAAAUAUAUUUAUUACUAUCCUUAGCAUUGUUACUCGGGUUGUCCAUAAUGAUUGGGUUUUCUUCCAUUGGGCCUAAUUUAAGCGUCAAAUGUGUCUCACUCAAGUUAUGUGGGAAUCGAAGGUACUCGGAUUUCUGUCGAGCUGUUCCUUGAAGUGUUCUGCCCAUCGCUCCAAACCCCUGUCAUCGUCUUUUUCCAAGUACUUGUUUCUCCGAAAAGUAUAAACAGAUAUGUCGAUUGUAGUCGCUAGUUUUUCUAUCUGCUUCAUUUCCAUUACUCCUUAAGGUGGCUCCACAUACUUUUUGUCAGUUUCUUGGUGACCUUUUCGUAUUCAAAGCUUCACAGGAUGAGUUUCUACCCAUCUACCGUUGCUGGUGACAUGUAUCGGUCUUUCUUGCCCUUCUGGGUCAAGUCACUGGUUGGUGUUAUGUCUCUCUUGAUAUCAUCCCAUGUUGUGUUGCUAUGACUUGUUUCAAUGGUCGACUAAAUGCUUGUUUCUGAAGUAUACUCUUGGAUUCUUCAUCGAGGAACCAUAAGGGGUCAUAAUGCUGUGGUUAUUUUAAUUACAAUAUAACAGGCAAACAUGUGUCUGUACUCAUGAAAAGAGACCAAACAUAUGUACCAGAAAAAACGACAACCUGUCCAAUCUCUUCGAUGGUGUUUAGUGGUGAUAUCGUCUAUUUGUGUCCAUCAUUGACUGAGCAGGUCGUGUCAGACGUUGCUUCGCCUUGUGCUUAUAAUUGAUACUUGCUGGAAAAGACGGUUGUCUAAUCAUGGCCGGAGCGGACAGUCGUCACAGAAUCAAUUCAGUGUCUCUCGUUUUGAUAUAACCUACCUACUCAGACAUUAACAUCACCUGCUACAAUCACUUUCCGACGGAGGUCAGAAACUUCCCCGUAAACUCAUCUUUCUGGAUAUGAAGGAUAAGUCUCACUGGUUCUCUAUAUUGACUAGAUGAGGUCGAAUGAAUGGCCCCACUUAAACCCCGUUUUGGAGAUGCAGCAUUUGUCAAUGGUACAAGGUUCACGAGUUCCAGUUAAUAAAGCCUGUUAUCCGAUUUCACAUAAGGUUAGGACGUUGGGGGAUUUGGUAUAUAGUUUGAAUUGCAGUCUUAGCGGAGCAAGAAUGAUAGUUCGUAAACCCAAAUGAAGCGUGAGAAAAAAGUGUUUAGGAUCGGAGCCAGCAGUAAAAAUAAAACUUUAUUGGGGAGCGAAGGAAUUUAAUUAUGGAUAAGUUUAUAUGGGUCGUCAUUUAUCGAAUGUUGCUUAUCCUCUUGGCUUUUGUAUGUAUUUCAAACUUAAUUUUAAAUGGUUAGCAACUAUCCACCCUACAUUUUUAAGUUGGCUGAUAUAUUUGUUGAUGACUAGCGAAGAAUUUCUAGUUUCGCAUUUGUAAAGAAUGUCUACUUACAUUGUAGAAUCAAAGGUUUAUCAACUGUUUUAGCAAGCACUCGCAACUUGGAAGAUAAGGUAGUACAAAAAAUACUGAAGGGAAUUGAGUUCUCUGAAACACUGGAUCAAUGAGACUGAACGCGCAACCCUUACAAUGCGGAUUAACAGUAUGAACUUCUGACGAUGAUGGUGGGAAGAUGUCUUGGUAUCCAAUGGCAAUACGGUUUCAACUUCCUAGUAUGGUCCUAUACAUUAUCUAGUAACCGUUGACUGUGUAUAUGUAUACGCCUUGUUACCUAUUUUAGUUGAUAAAGUUUAUCUACUUACAAACUUAACCAGUCAGUCACCUAUUUUAGUUAGAAGCGUUAGUAGGUCACAAUUCUAUGAAGUUUAGGUAUUCUUCCAACGACCAGAUAAUAGUCUGCUAAAUAACUGUUAUAUCCGGUGAAGAUUAAAUAACAGGUAACUUCCGAGGACUAUUCAUGGACUAAUAUUCUAUAAACAUUCUUAUUGUAUAACUACUCAACAAUUACACUAUGUAUAUUUAUAUUCCUUUUAUGAUAAGCUUUAUUUUGACCUAUAAUUUAUUAUUGUACGAUUUACGGUUCUUAAGUUAUGUUCAGUUUAUUAACUACUGCCUCCCACAUUCACAGCCACUUUUUGGGCUUAUUUGUGUACAAAUAUUAUUUCCUAUUUUAUGGUACGUUGCGGUCUGUGUGAUUGAUAUAUAAACCAAGUAUGCCUGAAAUAAACGAUCUGCUCUGAUUCGGAAGCUGGUAUCUUGUUCUGGACUCAAGUGGAAGGGCUCGUAGGACAUAGGACCAAUAAGGACGCUAAACUGCCCACACCGGUUGAACGUCAUUGGUUGGCCUAGUGCGAAGAUUCGUAUAAGUCGUAUUCGGAUUGGUAGAUAGAUCGUGUGAUCGAAAAGUCAGACAUCCAAGGUCAUAACAAUAACGCUAGUCUAGUGGACAAAAAAUCGAAGAGAAAGUAAUUCUUUAACAAAAUCAAACAGCAAGGAUAUGUGCAACUUGGUGAUAAUCGAUAUUUUCAUCGACUGAACAUAAAGGAAACUCCAUGUAUCUUCUAAACAAACCUGUAACUUUUAAUGUUUCUGGGUCUUUUAUUCGUAGUCUGAAAUUUAGGCAUUAUCACUUCAAAACCUCCCAAAUCAUGUUUGAAAUCUGAUAUUAAGUUUGAUAUGGCUGGCUAAUUGUUUUUGGGUCUGCGACUAGUUCCGAGUUCAUUUACUUGUUUCUAUGUGACAGUUAAAUCCUUAUCGACAAGUCACUGACAUGACCUAGUUGUUGAUUGAUCUUAUCUGCCAUCACCACUCACAAUAAUUCAAAUAUGUGAUUUUUUCGACUAUGAUUGAGAAAUGUGAGUGCACACAGAGGUUCAUAUCAGUCUUGUAGAAAUACUCUUCAUUUCAAAAGUGUAAUGUAGACAUUUUCGAACAUUAAUUGCUAACUGAUUGAAUGUGGUUUGGUUAGCUCGUUUAUUAUCACACGAUUGAGAAAAGUCGGUCGCUUACCCAAGAUAGAAGUAUUUUUGCCGACAACAGAUGCACAUCCACGAACUUUCAGAGCAAUUUGCAAAAUGUCAUCGAUAGUAAAACUGAAAAGUAAUGCUGAAAUCGGGUGACUGAUUAGCUCAUUCUUGAUUGGAACAUUGGAAAGAUGGCUGUAUACCACAAUUCUGUCUGAUGUGUUUGUGUGUAAAGCCUACACAAUGAACUUAACAAACACUAUUAGACUUGUGAUCUACGAGCUGGGUGGAUUGGUUGUGAACCUUUCAUUGUUCUGAACAACAUAAUCGACACGUACUUCAAAUAGAGUUAUUGGGAUCUCUCUACCAUUGACUAACGGCUUGUUCUGUUGACCUGGGGUUUGAUUGGUUGUUCUGCUUAGCUGUACGGUCGUCUAUUGUGUUUUUUCGGAUGCUUUCUCUCCUGACCCGAAUUGUAACUUUGCAGUUGUUAAUCCGUUCUCUUAUUUCUGAUAAAUUGGCUAAUUUCGAUGUCUAGUGCUUUAUGCUUGGUUAGGGUCCCAGGCGACUGCUGACCUUCAAUAGAUGUGAGGGUGUUCCGCCAUUCAGUGAACGCUGAGGAUGUGAUAUAUGAGAACUUGAGUCCCGAAUAGCGACCAAUUUUUCCCUUGAGAGUUGGUCCUUCAGAAGUCUAGAAUAAUAGACGUAGUACGAUGACAACUGAUAUUUCGAAACCAAUAAGAAGCAGGCUACUAUACAGAAAACUGUUUUGUAAAUUACAUAAUCUGAGAUGAGGGCGACGACCGCUUCACUCUACAACCAUGAAACACUCCUUUUCUUAUACUUUUAUAAGCAACCCGGAUAAGCCUAUGAAAUAGGAGCAAAAUAUAUAAUGCAGUGAUUUUGCCAAAUUUGUUAGUUAGCGGAUUUUAGACUUGAUUUCAUAAAUUAUAUAUACAAAAAACUUUUACGUAGUAGGAUCAAACAUAAGAAAGUUUAAUAUAACAAGAGGAUUCUUGUUUUUAACUAGAACUUCGUUAGGAUUUACUUUAAUGGAACAGUAUUAUCUACAUGGAUCUAUGAAAAAUAUGAGAACAGGUGACAGCAGUUUAUAAAACAAGGUAAUGAAAUGUUUUAGGGGCUCGGGAUCUGACUCCAUUUAUAAUCAUAUGAGUGAUUGUUGCCAAAAUAUACAUCCUGGCUAUCCUUGUAUAUUUGAUCGACCUAAAUAGCGUUGGUGAAUAACGGUAAUAAAUAAGCCAAAUACGCGAAUGAAUUUUGUACACUCACUGAUCUGGACAGGAAAUAAGAGUGAUGGAGCGAAUAGAAGAGAGAGAAGCGAAAUGACACGCAGUGGAGAAGGCUGGUAAGCCCAACUCCAUUUAAUCAAGGGUUAAGCAAUAUUUAUAGUCACAUAAAAAUAAAUUACAGAUAUGUGAUGAAUAGGAUAAGAAGUGUACACACACACAUGCGUUCAUAUAAAAACAAUCAGGGUUAAUAACUGAAUAAUUAACAAGGUGACUCAAGAAGAAUAGAUAAAUUGACCUGUUCAGAAGCUAGAAUAAGUUAUACGGGCUAAACAUAGGAACUGAAUCUACACUGUGUUGUAUAAAUAAUUAUAAUCCAUAGAAUUAUAUAACCAAUAAAAAGUAAGAUAACAAAAUCUGUUAAAAUACGUGGUAGGUUUCAAUUUUGCAAAAACACUUUUCAAAUAAUAUUUAAACUACUUUAUUUCUAUUUAAGUAACACAUUUUCUGACGUUGAAUUUUAUUGCUUCUUCCUCACUAAAUAGUUUCAAGUUACUUAAUAGUUCUAAUCAAAAGUCCAUCGAGAAUUGUGAGAAUAAUUUAGUUAAAAUAUUCUUAUAAUGAAUCAUACCACUUAAAUUCACUGUUAUUUGUAUUCAUGGAAAUGUAGGUGAAUUCAUAAUUGAAUGAUUUAUUCACAAUACUAUAAUGCUGUAAAUCUUUUAUUUAAUAUUAUCAAUAUAAUGAUCUUGAUGCUUUCAUUAUUGUGGACAAUAUUCAAGGAAUAUAUUCAAUAUAGAUAAUGAUGCAUUAUCUAAACGAAUUCAUAAUCACAUAUUGUUUUAAAAAGUAAAAUGAUCCACAUAAUUCCAAAUCAUUAAUCGGAUUAGAAAUUUUGUGCCUGAAUAUAAACCUCAUUCGAUUGAUAGAAUAAACUAGACAAGUAGUGAAUACGUGUUUAUUGUGAUCUGAGGACAGUAAUAGUGGAGUGGGAGGUUACCUGUUCAAACACACAAAGCUUUUCAACAUUCAAUAAAAGAGAAUGGAAUAUUUAAUGCUUAUAAGAAAUAAGGAAGUGAAUGAAUAUUUGAGCU